GCUAUAGUAAAGUUGCCUUUUAAGUUAAAAGUUUCGAGUCUUUUGACAUAACCAAAACUGUAUUUUAUUGACGAGAAAAUUCCAAUAUUUUUAUAUCAUCGAAGCGUUUAUCGCAAUGGACAAGAAUAAAACGGGAUGGUCUAAUGGAGCCUUUCAUCCCUUAAAGAAGGGAAAUGGCGAGGGAGCCAGGAGCAAGAAUGCCUCCGAGCUACUACACCAAACAUCCACCAGGGUCUCGAAAUCGACAUCAUCACUAAGUUCUCAUUUUUACCAGGGACGCACGACCUUUGGCGGUAGUUCAUCGUACAAUCGCUGUUUGAGUGCUCUGCACUUGGCCAAGAAUCAGCAACACACUACCAGUCGGAUUCUUAAAUUUGGAGGAAGAUCGAUGGUGAGACCUAGUCCUGUUGACAAUGGUCAAGGCUCUAAGCCGUUGGACACGCCACCUGAUUUGAAAACCUUAAAGCGUCGUCGCCUUUACGCUGUCAAUAAGUACUCGCAGAAUAUGUCUCCCAAGGAUGAGAUGUCACUCCAGCCAGAGGAUGUGCAUUCCAAAGACUCUUUGGUCAUUAAGCCACAAGGACAAAGAUUUACAUUUACGAAGCCCAUCUCACUGGAGACGUUUAAAUCAAAACGCAACUACAUUUUUUCGCCGCCGACUCCUUUAAAAUAAGAGUCUUAAUCGAAGAUCGAAAAUAAGAUAAAAUUAAAUAAGAUAAAAUGUAGAGCACAAUUUUAAAAUGUAUAAAUUUAUUUGAAUUUAAUUGUUUAAACUUGUACACAUAUUUUAAUUUUAUCCUGAAAACAAUGUUUUAAAAAACCUCUUAACCAAAUUCAUUCGUACUGCUCUUCGUCCA
This is a messenger RNA of Drosophila subpulchrella, 857 nucleotides long. RefSeq lists its product as uncharacterized. The record is from RefSeq and is a predicted model, not a curated record. Bases 116 to 673 code for a protein of 185 amino acids. NCBI's taxonomy places the organism in Eukaryota, Metazoa, Arthropoda, Insecta, Diptera, Drosophilidae. The transcript has 2 exons.